AUGCGCCUCCUUUUCCUACCGUAUAACCCGGUGACGGAUUCUCAUGACAUUGACGAGACAGCAGAGGAGUCCCCGCAACAGCAUGCCGCAAGGGUCUACCACCACAAGGCCAAGUCCCUCAAAAUGCCUGGUCUUCGCGGCCAACGACCCUCUGCAGACUUGGACCCGUUCAACGCCUAUUGUCUGCCGGACCAGGCUCAGAUGGUGCAUGAAAUGCUUGACCAUGCCGUCUCGUACCAGUGGUCCCUCUUUGCCGCCGAUGACUGGCCAGGAUCUCUGCUCGCGGCGAAGAAGUCGGUCAUGGACACUGCAAUCCGCUCCCCUUUGUGCUUUUACACCCUCGUCUAUACCGGUGCCGCACACAAGGCUUUCCACCAAUCUCCGUCGGUGGACAAUUCAAAGAGCGCGGUGUUGCGGCUGACGAGCAAACCGGAAGCGAUCAAGUCGCUCAGAAUAGCCCUGCAGUCUAAAGCGUCAGCGUUAUCCGACGAAGUCGUCUUCGCCAUGGCCAUGUUGGCAAUUGUCAGCUGCGGAGAGAGGGUGACGGCGGCAGAAAAGCGCGAGAAACGAACAAUGUCGGCCCAGCAAGAUGGCCAGUUCUACUCCAGUCAAGAGUACGAGUGGCGGUACAUGAGGGCUGUGGUCGAGAUCGUCAAGAUGAAAGGCGGAUUACAUACGAUCUGGCUCCCCGGCCUUGCCUUUGCCCUUGCUUCCUUCGAUAUCCACACAUCGAUCAUGUUUCAAAGGAAACCCUCCUUUCCUCUACUCAUGCCCUCUUCGCCGGUCAUCAGCUCCUGGCCCACCAGCCACCUCGGAAGUGUCGCAUCUCAGAGAUGCCCUAAUCUGGCCACCGGCUUCGACUUUCUCGCAGAUCUGGACUUGGCCCCAGCCCUCAAAUUGCUGCAUGUGCUUCGUGACAUGCGUGGUCUGAUUAUCACUUUCGACAGCUACCAACGCGGCGACCGUCGUGAAGCGCCCCCGAUCAGGAUGAUCAUCUUUGCACGAAACCAGAAUCAGCACGAGCUACUGACCCUGCCGGACCUGUCCGAGGAGUUGUUUUCGUCGUCGUCAAGCUCGGUCCACGCUGCUAAGAACCCAACCCUCUUACGAAAAUGUCGAGCGCUCGCAGCCUACGAACUCUGUCGCCUGUGCGCCUUUGUCUUCCAAGUCACGGUCCUCCUGCCCAACCUGCACGACAAUAUCGACGUGACCAUCCCGUACGCCGAGCGCGUCAAGCGAUGUCUGCAACACGCCACGACAACAGACGUGUGUCUGCGCCGCGAUCAAACCUAUCCUCUUCUCCUCCUCUGA
Messenger RNA from Fonsecaea pedrosoi CBS 271.37, 1311 nucleotides. RefSeq lists its product as uncharacterized. The transcript is spliced from 4 exons. NCBI's taxonomy places the organism in Eukaryota, Fungi, Ascomycota, Eurotiomycetes, Chaetothyriales, Herpotrichiellaceae. Bases 1 to 1311 code for a protein of 436 amino acids. The record is from RefSeq and is a predicted model, not a curated record.